CAUGACAUGACCCUCUGCAUUGAAAACAAUGUGGUGCUUCUCCCAACAGAGGAGGUUUCUCCACUCCUCCUUAUGUCUAAUGAAGAAGUUAAAAGGAAAGACUGCGGCCGAGCAGCGCUGGCUCCAGAGGCAGCUCAAAGACCCGUAUGUUAAAGCUUCUCACGCCCAAAACUUCCGGUGCAGAAGCGCCUUCAAGCUGCUGGAGAUAGAUGACAAGUUCAGGCUGUUAAAGCCUGGAUACAGUGUGGUGGACUGUGGAGCUGCACCUGGAGCCUGGAGCCAGGUGGCGGUACAGAGGGUCAACUCAGCCGGGACAGAUCCAGAGUCACUUCAUGGUACAGUUGUUGGCAUCGAUCUGCUGAACAUACCACCUCUGGACGGUGCCCACUUCCUGUCCAGUCAUGAUGUCACCGACCCGGUCACACACGCCAAGCUGCGGGACCUGCUCCCGAACGGCCAGGCUCACGUCAUCCUGAGCGACAUGGCACCCAAUGCCAGCGGUUUCCGAGAGAUGGACCACGAGAAACUUAUCACAAUGUGUCUGUCUUUGAUAGACUUGGCUGAGAGGAUUUUACAGCCAGGGGGCUCUCUGGUUUGCAAAUACUGGGACGGGAUCCUUGCUCAUAAACUCCAGGAGAAACUCUCGAGUGUGUUCAAGAGUGUUCAGACUUUAAAGCCAAAUGCCAGCAGGAAGGAUUCAGCUGAGAGAUAUUUCCUCGCUAGAAUGUACAGAAAACCAGUACAAUUAUCAUAGCUGUCUUCAAGUUGUCCUAUGUGUAUCCUAAAAUUAACAAUUUUUCCAAUUUAGAUGUUCUAUGGAAGUUCACAGAUUGUGUUUUUGAAGAUUAAACAUGAAGAGGAGGCUUACUCAGUAGCUCUGAUCAAAAGGUGGCACUGUUGAGACAUCAGUGAGGCUCACAGCUGCAGGCGUUGACACAUUACAUACUGCCGGUGCUGAUUUUUAUCCCUGCAAACUUAACACAGUAGCAGCAGUGAAUCAGUAAUAUGUAAACCUAUGCAAGAAUCAUCAGUGUGAUAUUCCUCAAGAGCCCGAUGCUGUGUUUUCUCUGAAGUUAUUGUUUGCCCCACAGUGUUUGUUCUACACAGUCAGCUUGGUAUUUGCUUUGUUACAGAAAAUCAUUUACCAGUGCUGCUUAUGCUAAUAAUUUUCACUGCCAGCCAUGUAGAAAUAUGUAAUCAUUCUCUCAUUGAGAGCUUAUGAAGGGACAACCUAAUACAGAGUCACAUACAGCAUGACUAAUGGGAAGUGGAAGUUGUCGGGCUCUGCUCUCUGACAGUGCAGAGAUGUCCAUUUCCUGUGAAAAUAUUUUCAGCCCAGUAGACAGAUUUUCUUUCAAGAUUCUUUAAAUCGCAGUGUUGGACGCUUUGAAAAGUACUAUUUAUUGUUGUUUCUGUGCUUUUUUGUACUGAUUUGAUUUUUGUCUGACCAGAGCUCUGAAUCACUGGUAAUGAAAUAAAAGGAUAUUUCUACUAAA
Epinephelus lanceolatus (giant grouper) is the source of this 1496-nucleotide messenger RNA. It is a transcript of the gene mrm2, whose product is annotated as mitochondrial rRNA methyltransferase 2. Gene Ontology annotation, molecular function: rRNA (uridine-2'-O-ribose)-methyltransferase activity. Lineage: Eukaryota; Metazoa; Chordata; Actinopteri; Perciformes; Serranidae. The record is from RefSeq and is a predicted model, not a curated record. Gene Ontology annotation, biological process: RNA methylation. Gene Ontology annotation, cellular component: mitochondrion.